Molecule: messenger RNA, 681 nt
Organism: Ipomoea triloba (trilobed morning glory)
Lineage: Eukaryota; Viridiplantae; Streptophyta; Magnoliopsida; Solanales; Convolvulaceae
Exons: 2
Coding region: 80-433 (117 amino acids)
Source: RefSeq, a predicted model, not a curated record
GCCAUUGCAAUGAAUAGCAAGCACAAAAAGGUCUAGAAUACCUCUUGUGGUUAAAGCUUCAAUUCAGCUCUACCCUUCAAUGGCAUCAGUUCAGAGCCAGAACCCUGCACAGCAAUCUGAUAAUGUCCAACCCUCUGCUGUUUCAACCCAGAAGGCCAACAAAACUCAUCAGUCCUGUAGAGAAAAAGUGAAAGGCAUGGCAAACAAGAUGUUUCAUCAUGACCAAGCACAGCAAGGGCAUCAAUCUGCAAACCAAGCAUGCCAAACAGCUUGUGCCGAAAGGAAAAAGAAAGAAACGAAUUGCAUGCCAAAGAUACGCGCUCGUAUGAAGAUCAUAAAAAAGAAAAAGAACAAUGAAGGAAAAACAGGUGAUACAAGCAGCAGCAGCAGCGAUGAGGGCGAUCAAGGACAAGGUGCAAGGAAGAAGAAUUAAGCAAGUUGCUGUGAUGGGGAAUAUCUGUGGGAGUGAAAGAAUGAAACCAACAAGUAAUUUCAUAAUAAAUAAUAUUAGACGCUCAAGAAACACAGCCUGUAUGUUGAUUCUACCAAUUCAGUAUUGUAUAAGAACAAGAAAGUGAACUCUGUACAAUGAGACACAUAUUGUAAUGGAACAUAAAAGAGAAGAUCCCACUAUCCCAGUUUGUAUUCACUACAGAUUGUUUCAUUCUCAUUAAUUCUCCA